GCUCCAUAGCUUAGCACUCAACCUCACAGCUACAACUGGCCAUGCCCAUUUUGUUCCCCAUCAUCAUAUAAACUUGCUCUCGCUCGUACUCUCGUUCUUGUUUUCACUCUGAGUCAGAUGGCUGACAGACAACCCGGAAACAAUGGUUUCCCAGACCAACCACAAGCACCUAUUCCGGGUUUCGAACCCCCGAAGAAACCAAAGAGAAACAAGUUUGCUUUUGCUUGUGCCAUUUUAGCUUCCAUGAAUUCUAUCUUGUUGGGCUAUGAUAUUGGAGUUAUGAGUGGAGCAUCAAUCUACAUCAAGAAGGACCUGAAGAUCAGCGAUACACAAGUGGAAAUCCUGAUGGGUAUCCUGAACCUCUACUCUCUUCUGGGGUCGGCGGCGGCGGGCCGGACCUCGGACUGGAUCGGACGCAGGUACACCAUAGUCAUGGCUGCCGGAAUCUUCUUUGCGGGUGCGCUGUUGAUGGGUUUCGCCCCAAACUAUGCAUUUCUUAUGUUUGGCCGCUUUGUCGCCGGCGUCGGCGUCGGCUACGCUCUCAUGAUCGCCCCCGUCUACACCGCCGAGGUCUCGCCGGCGUCGUCCCGUGGCUUCCUCACAUCUUUCCCGGAAGUCUUCAUCAACUUUGGUAUACUACUUGGAUACGUAUCGAACUAUGCAUUUUCCAAGCUCCGACUGAACUUGGGUUGGCGAAUCAUGCUCGGAGUCGGAGCCCUUCCGUCAAUUUUCUUGGCAGUCGGCGUGUUAGCCAUGCCCGAGUCGCCGCGCUGGCUCGUCAUGCAGGGUCGACUCGGCGACGCCAAGCGAGUCCUCGACAGAACAUCAGACUCCAAAGAAGAGGCUGAGCUCAGACUCGUCGACAUAAAAGAAGCCGCCGGCAUUCCCGAACACUGGAACGACGACGUCGUCAAGCCCCCGAAACGCAACCACGGCGAGGCCGUGUGGAAAGAUUUGCUCCUCCAUCCCACGCCGGCCGUCCGUCACAUCUUGAUGACCGGCAUCGGAAUUCACUUCUUCCAGCAAGCGUCCGGCAUAGACGCCGUCGUUUUGUACAGCCCCCGAAUCUUCGAAAAGGCGGGAAUCAAAGAUGACACCCACAAACUAUUGGCGACCAUGGCGGUUGGGUUCGUGAAGACAGUGUUCAUCUUGGUGGCCACGUUUUUGCUGGACCGGAGCGGCCGACGACCUCUGCUUCUCACCAGCGUGGCAGGUAUGAUUGGGUCUCUGACUUUGCUGGCUGUGGGUUUGACCAUCAUUGACCACUCGCAUCAUAAGAUAACCUGGGCCAUUGCUUUGUGCUUGAUCACCGUGUUAUUGUACGUUGCGUUCUUCUCGAUCGGGAUGGGUCCCAUCACGUGGGUGUACAGUUCGGAGAUCUUUCCGUUGAAGCUGCGUGCUCAGGGUUGUAGUAUGGGUGUGGCCGUGAAUAGGGUCACGAGUGGCGUCAUCUCCAUGACUUUCCUCUCGCUCUCUAAGGCCAUCACCAUUGGUGGGGCGUUCUUUCUUUUCGCGGGAAUCGCAUCUGUGGCUUUUGUAUUCUUUUAUACGCUGCUCCCCGAAACACAGGGUAGAACCCUCGAAGAUAUGGAGGUCUUGUUUGGGACUUUUUUCAACUGGAGGGCCACUGCCAAGAAACUAAAGCGCCAGAAGGAGGUUAACGAUGAACGUGAUGGUAACGGCCAGGUUCAGAUGGCCACAAACACCCAAAACUAGGUUGUGUAAGGGGUAGUUAGGUCAAUACGUGUCUAGCUAAAGGUCUUUUAUGUCUUUUAAUCCUGGCGCAUGUGUCCCCUCUGGCUCUAUAGAAAUUAAAGCUCUGUUUCGGACGAAUGAAAAAGGGAAUGUGGUGAUCAACUCACCAAGUCACAUGUAAUGGAAACCCAAAAAUAGAAGGGAAAAAAAACAAAGAAGAGUUAAGCCUUGUUUGGUUAGAGAUGUGUCUUUUAUGAAACUGAACCACGGAGAUGGAUAGUUCCUAGAUGUGAUUUUAAAUAUGAUAAUGAAAAGGCUGGUUGAGAUCUUA
This is a messenger RNA of Cornus florida, 2026 nucleotides long. RefSeq names its product polyol transporter 5-like. NCBI's taxonomy places the organism in Eukaryota, Viridiplantae, Streptophyta, Magnoliopsida, Cornales, Cornaceae. Gene Ontology annotation, biological process: transmembrane transport. Gene Ontology annotation, cellular component: membrane. The transcript is spliced from 3 exons. The coding region runs from base 118 to 1716 and encodes 532 amino acids. Gene Ontology annotation, molecular function: carbohydrate:proton symporter activity. The record is from RefSeq and is a predicted model, not a curated record.